AUGAGACAACAAGAUGCGUCCUCGCCGGGUAUGCAGCCCGACACCAUGGAGGAGCCGAAGGAGAUGAACAGUCCCGCCGUUGAGUCCCCCGAUGCUCCCGCGCCGCGGGCCAAUCCCGACUGCGCCGCCGUCGGUGCCGCCAAUGGCUCGAAUAGUCCCAGCAAUAGCUCCGGCGCCAAAGUUGUCAAUGCCGAUACGAAGCCUCCAGUCUUGAACGAGGGCGCUCAAUCCAGCGAUCAGCAGAGCCUGACCACCAAGAUCAUCGACUUUCUGGCCAGUGCCAGCCCGGGCACGCUCGGUGGCGUCGCGGUCGGCCUAGCUGCGACAACGUACUUCGUGCUAGGCAGGCUCGGCCUCGUUCUGAUCGGCGCCUUCGGCGGCAUCGUGUCCUUCAUCCAUUGGGAGCAGCGCAAUGUCGAAGUUGCCCGCGCCGUGCGGGGCGAGAAGGGCCUUGACUUGCUAGAGCGCUUGCUGGCAGCCAAGAAGAGCGAGCAGGAUGCCCUGCGCGGCGAAACAGGCUCUGAGGAGCAGCAGCAGGACGGCGCGCUCAUACGUUCGUUUGACGACUUACAGCCCGAGACGCGCGAAGCACUGACUGAGUUGGUCGACGCCGUUAUCGAUAACUAUGUCAAGUGGUGGUACUCGCCGAUCGUGCCGGCGGACAAGUUCUUCCCGCUGGCUUGCCGCAAGACGCUCACCUCGUUUGUUGCGAGCGUGGCCAAUUGCCUGCGCCGCAAGCGCCCCGCCGACAUGUUUCUCGACUUCGUCACAAACUCUUCCUCGCUCGUUGUCGUCUUUCUGUCCGAACUCUCCAACGCCUUUGCCGAGCUGCCCCCAGAGUCCGGCUUGACCGCCGCCGAUGCUGUCUACAACUAUCUGGCUUCACAUCCCGACUCCAGCCUUGCAACGCUUCUCAACCAAAAGCAGCAAGCGCAUAAGUUCCGUAUGGCUGCCGAAGACUUGGUGGGGUUCUUGGACCGCUCAACGUACGAGUGCGAUGCGGUUCGGAUUUUCCUCCGAGAGAUUCUAGCUGGGGUGAUUCUGGAGACGGCCUUGCAGAAGUGCUCUAAGGCAGACUGGAUCAACACUUGGAUCGUGUACUUCUUGGAAUCAGGCGAACCGGACUUCAGUCAAGCCAUUGAUCAGGGCAUGCAAACCGGCCCGGGGUCCGACAUCGUUUUCGCCGAUUUCGAUGGCAAUGUUGGCAACAUCGGCCUCACUAAGGGCAACAGGAACUCGUUCGAGCAGGAGCGGGCGCGCCGUAAGGAGUCGCUGGCGGCUCAUAAAAAGAAGCUCAGCAAGGCUGACGAGGAGAUGGAGUUGGCCAUGGAAGGGGUCAAUAAGUUAAAUGGCAUGGUUGCUCAGAAAGGCAAUGCCAGCACCGAGUCACUCCCUCUGCCCAAUGGCCAGCAGAUUGUUGGGUAUGAGAAGAAAGACGGCUCAGAAAAAGGAGAUCAGACUAAGUCGAGUGCACGGCCCCUGAGGAUGUCAGGGACCAGCAUCAAGACAACCGCCAGCGAGGGGUUGGGAAUCAAAAACAGCGAGGUGUCCGCGCCCUCUACUUACCAGUCUGAAGGCCUUACGCCCUCCAGCCAAGACUCAUUUGCGGUCAAGAACACCGGAUCGCAAUUCACCAGCUUUGACCAGAUCCUUCCUCCUGCUCGAGACGAGCCCGAGAUCGAGGAGGAUAAGAAAGAGCCACAGAAGCCGCCGCUCACCCUACAUAAUGCCAUCAUCACCGUCUUGGACGAGCCGGGAGACGGUCGGAUCCGAUCCCGGCCCACCUGGGAUUACCUUGUGCAAAUCGAGCCAGCAACAAUUCAUUAUCCUGGUUGGAUGAUCGUCCGUAAGUACAGUGACUUCGAGGCUGUCCACGAGGUGCUUCGACGCAUCGCAGCCGUAUCUGGGGCGACCGAGUUCACGGAGCAGCACAGCGCGCUACCCUCGUGGAAACAGUACACGCGGACUGCGCUGCGCGGGGAGCUGGAGCGGUAUCUUCGCGACGCCUGCAAACACCGCAGUUUGGCUGAGAGCGAGGGGCUCAAGAGAUUUCUUGAGCGCGACCAUGGGCACAUCCCAAGCGCGCCCAAAUCCGGUUUUGAGGCCGUCGAGCGCCUGGGCAAGAAUGUGCUCGGGGUUCUGGCGAGUGCCCCUCUUGAGGGUUCUAAGGCUGUGGUUGGCGGCGUGACUAGCGUUCUUGGGAACAUCGGCCUCGUGCCCAAGAAACAGCAACCCCAGCCGCAGCCAUCCCAGCAGUCUGUGCUACAGGACGUCACGGCUGCCAGCCGGCUGUCCAUCUCGUCGCUACCACGAGCGGACAGCAGCUUGUCCCUCAGCGGCCGCGGCCGUGCCCGUGAUAGUAUGGACAGCCAGCGCUCGUCCAUCGUCAACCUUCAGCCUGGUCGGAUACCUCCGAUGGAGCGGCGCGCCAGUAGUCAGCACUCGCAGGGAGAGGGAGACGCUACCGAUGCGCCACGACGGGCCCGUUCCUCCCGUGAAUACAGCCGGGGAUCGAGUCGGGCACCCAGUCGGGCCCCGAGCCGUGGCCCCGGUACGCGCUCCUCCCCUAGCCCCAUCUUCGAAGGCUUUCAACUCCCUCCGCCUCCCGACAUGAUCCCGGAUGACUACGAAAUCCCUGUCUCUCCCAGCCGCCCGCCUUUCAAUGGCGACCAACUUACCUUGCACCAUCAGCGUUCCCUGACCAUGCCAACGCUUACUAGCCAUCAGCGUCUGCACGGUCCUCCCUUGCGGGGUGUGAAGCAGCACGCGAAGCUGACCGAGCAAGAGACUCGUGUUGCGGUUGAGCUCCUUUUUGCUGUCAUCAACGAGCUCUACACUUUGUCGUCGGCAUGGAACAUCCGGCGUACGCUGCUUGCCGCCGCUAAGUCCUUCCUCUUGCGCCCCGGCAAUCCCUCCCUUCUAUCUAUCCAGAACCUGAUCCAGGAGUCUGUGCUGGACGCGAACACCAGCGACUCCGGGAUCGCGGCUCAUCUGAGGAAGUUGAGACAAAAUGCACUGCCGACGGAGGAAGAAAAGGCCGCGUGGCCGGCCGAGAUGACCGAGGAGGAAAGGGAGAAGUUGAGGGCCAAGGCGAGAAAAUUGCUCAUCGAGAGCGGCGUGCCAGCUGCGUUGAUGGGAGUUAUGGGACAAGCGGCUACUAGCGAGGCCCUAGGCCGGCUGUUCGAUUGUCUCCAGAUUGAGGAGAUCGCCAGGGGGCUCAUGUUUGGGGUUAUCAUGCAGGCAGUGAGGACAGUCACGCACUGA
Messenger RNA from Thermochaetoides thermophila DSM 1495, 3264 nucleotides. RefSeq names its product putative phosphoinositide binding protein. The transcript has a single exon. Gene Ontology annotation, molecular function: phosphatidylinositol binding. The record is from RefSeq and is a predicted model, not a curated record. Lineage: Eukaryota; Fungi; Ascomycota; Sordariomycetes; Sordariales; Chaetomiaceae. Bases 1 to 3264 code for a protein of 1087 amino acids. Gene Ontology annotation, cellular component: intracellular membrane-bounded organelle.